Messenger RNA from Perognathus longimembris pacificus (Pacific pocket mouse), 5121 nucleotides. It is a transcript of the gene Fgd6, whose product is annotated as FYVE, RhoGEF and PH domain containing 6. NCBI's taxonomy places the organism in Eukaryota, Metazoa, Chordata, Mammalia, Rodentia, Heteromyidae. The transcript is spliced from 21 exons. The record is from RefSeq and is a predicted model, not a curated record. Bases 235 to 4626 code for a protein of 1463 amino acids. Gene Ontology annotation, cellular component: cytoplasm. Gene Ontology annotation, molecular function: metal ion binding; guanyl-nucleotide exchange factor activity.
UGGAGUGGAGCGCGCUCUGGGCGAAGCGGCGGGGAAGUCAGCUCGUGCCCGCGCCCGGCGGUCGGGCAGGAGCUCAGCCGGGCGGCGCUCGUGCUCGUCCGCCUGCGGGGUUUCGAGGCUCCCACCCCGGGAGCGCCGCUGGGUCGCUGGAGCCGGCUGCAUCCUUUGUGCGGCGCUCCGGCGGCGCAGCUGAGGUACGGGAAGGCAUGCGGGCGCUGUGGGGGUUCCUUACCAAUGCCCAAACUCUGGAAAGAGUGCUCUGAGAGAGGACCAUGGAUUGAGGGGCGCGCGCGGGGACGCGGACUGCACGGGGCAAUCAUGACUUCGGCCGCCGCGGAGAUUAAGAAACCACCACUGGCCCCCAAACCAAAGAUUGUGGGGGCAAAUAAUCGAUCAGCUCCUCCUCCUGUUGCGCCUAAACCUGACACUGUGAUUGUUAGUGCUCUACAACGAAUAAAAAAACCGAAACCAACAAUUGCACCCAAACCAAAAGUUCUGAAGAGCUCACUUGUUAAUGACAUUGGGCAGCCUCCAUCAAGGAGAAUCACUGUGCACCUGGAAGAGCAAAAACCAGAAUUAUCUGACAGCAGGGACACCUUCAGUUGCAAAAAUGUAGAGGUGCAGCUGGGCAGCAAUUCAGUUUUACCAGAGUAUUCUUGUUCUUCUGAGUAUGCCAAAAAGCCUGGGAGUAGAAAUAAUGUAUAUGUAAAGCAACUUGUUUUGGAGCCUCUGAAAAUGAAAGAGAAAUCAGAAAAUAGUGAACUCAACAAGCCCUCUUUGGCUGUACAAAGUAGGAAUAAGUGGGAUUCUUGUGAAAAUUGCAGGAGCUUCAGUGAAGUAUUAAAGGCAAGCACCCUUGGAGAGAAGUUCCAUGAUGUUUCAACACAGCAAACACUAACUUGUAGCUCUCCAGAGAAGCACAUAUCCACAGACAACCCAGAAAUGAAUGGGGGCCACAGUUCCAACAUACAGUGCAGAACUGAAUGUUCAAAUUUGUCACCUUCUCUAUCUAGUUUGGAAAAAGUUCCUGCUUCUCAAAACUGCCAUCCACAGCUUCCUGGGGAGGAGUUUCAAAAUUCUAAAACUUGUCAGGAUGACAGUGAAAAAAGCAAUAGUUGUUUUCAUCCAUCUGAACUUGAUGCUCCAGAAAAUGAUAAAAGGAAUGAUUUUCUAUCUAAAGAUGUAGUAAACAGCAAAACAGAAGUUCAAGACUUCCCUCCCCUAGAAAUUUCCUUAGUACCAUAUACCCCUAGAUUUCCAACUCCCAAGCCCAGAAAGAACUUCAGUGCUCGUCUCUUACGUCAAAAGUGUAUAGAUACUCCUAGUGAAAGUACUGAAAAAGCUGAGGAUUCAAAUAACAGCUCUUCUUCUUGUACUGUAAAUAAUUUAAAAAGCAAUAAAGUCAGUUUUCUUCAUCAGAAAGUUGUGACUAUCCAGAAACAAGCGAACAAAGAGAAGCCAGAAAAUAAAAGUGAAUUGCAUAGUGAUUCCAGCAGUGACAGCCCAGACUUAAUCGACUCACAGAAAGCUAUGAGGCAUGAAACAUCCUCCUCUGGAAAAAUGGCACCUUCUUUUGAUACAGACUCUAAUGUACCAGGUGAUUUCAGGAGAGUAGAUGGUUCUAGCAUGUCACUCCCUGUGGACAAAGGGACUGAUUUGGUAAGAUGCAGUGCUCUGUCUUUGAGCCUGCCUAAGCAGGUUGAGUUAAAGUGCACUGAACCUCUGCCAGCUCCCUGUGACCCGGGAGUGACUGUCUCUCAAUUGCAAAAGGGAUCUAUAACAAAAGAAGAAAGUUCUUCAAGAGUUGUCCCCAAAAAGCCUCAGAGACACAGCUUGCCUGCUGCAGGAGUGCUUAAAAAGGCUGCCUCUGAGGAGCUUGUGGAGAAAAGUUCUUAUCCCUCUAAUAGAGAGAAAAAUCUGGAGAAAAGUCUAGAAAGCAAUCACCUUCAGCAUUUGGGUGCCCAGAACCAUGGUAUGUCAUCAUCAUCCUUUGAUAUGCCUGAACAGUAUUCAGAAAAACCAGUGUGGAAAUUACCUCAUCCCAUUUUACCCUUUUUUGGGAACCCAGAAUCCCUAAAGUCUAUUAUUGUCUCCUCAAAUACUGAACCUUCCGUUUCUCCGACCAAACCUAGAGCAAAAUCAUUAUCUGCUGUGGAUACAAUCAAGUGCACUAAGCCUGGCAAAGAGUCUCCAAAAAAGAACUCUUUGAAAAAGUUGCUUAACAUAAAACUAUCCAUUAGUUUCUCAAAGAGUGAUAUUCAGAAAUUUUGGUCCAAGAAUAGCCAGUUCAGAGAUGGAUUUCCAAGCAGCCUGUCUGAUGUGGAGCAAAAAGGGAUUGAAAGUGAUUGGCAUGGCUUCCUGGUAAGAGAAAAGAAGAGAAGUAAACCCACAAAGGCAUAUUCUGCAGAUAACUAUAGCCCUGAAUCUCGAAAGAAGAAGAGACCUUGGAAUCAGACUGGUGUAGCUAAUGGUCUAAGAGCUGAAUCUUUGGAUGACCAAAUACUCUCUAGGGAUUCAUCACAUCAGGUAUCUAGUAAAUCUGUUAUAAGUGGCAGUGCACCAGAGUAUGAAAAUGUACGCUAUUAUGAGGAAAUACCCGAGUAUGAAAACUUUCCAUUUAUUAUGGCAAUGCGGAAUAGUCUGGAAUUGGAAUUGCAGAAGUCCAGCAGUGUGGAGGACCCUGAUGCAAAUGUGUAUGAAAUAGAAGAACUAUAUGAAGCUGCAGAUGGCCAGGUGCAACUUGGAUCCAGACCUCAGCAUUCCAGGAGUUCUGGAUCAUCCCAGGAAGUUCAGGAUGAUCUUGACAUUGGUCUUGGUGACAUGCCCUCUGAAGAGGAGGAAGUCAUCAACAGUUCUGAUGAAGACGAUGUCAGUUCUGAGUCAAGUAAAGGAGAACUGGAUCUACUGGAAGAUAAACAGGAUGAAGGUGCUGGAAUGAAAAAUAAAGCUUGUCACAUUGCCAAGGAGAUCAUGAGCUCAGAGAAAGUGUUUGUGGAUGUAUUAAAACUUUUGCAUAUUGACUUCCGGGAUGCUGUAGCCCAUGCUUCCCGGCAACUUGGAAAGCCAGUAAUUGAGGACCGGAUCCUAAAUCAGAUCUUGUACUACCUACCACAGCUUUAUGAACUCAACCGGGAUCUGCUAAAAGAGCUGGAGGAAAGAUUGUUGAACUGGACUGAACAACAAAGAAUUGCUGAUAUCUUUGUAAAGAAGGGACCCUAUCUAAAAAUGUAUUCUACUUACAUCAAAGAAUUUGAUAGGAAUUUAGCUUUGCUGGAUGAGCAAUGCAAGAAAAACUCAGGUUUUGCUGCUGUUGUUAGAGAAUUUGAGAUGAGUCCUCGCUGUGCCAACUUAGCCCUCAAGCAUUACCUGCUCAAACCAGUUCAGAGGAUUCCCCAGUAUAGGCUGCUUCUGACAGAUUAUUUGAACAAUCUCUUAGAAGACUCUGGAGAUUACAGAGAUACUCAAGAUGCUCUUGCUGUUGUUAUAGAGGUGGCUAACCAUGCUAACGACACCAUGAAGCAAGGAGACAACUUUCAGAAGCUUAUGCAAAUUCAGUACAGCUUAAAUGGACACCAUGAAAUAGUACAGCCUGGACGUGUUUUUCUCAAAGAAGGAAUUCUGAUGAAACUGUCUCGGAAAGUCAUGCAGCCCCGAAUGUUUUUCCUGUUUAAUGAUGCCCUGUUGUAUACAACACCCAUGCAAUCUGGGAUAUAUAAACUGAACAACAUGCUAUCGUUGGCUGGAAUGAAGGUCAGAAAACCCACUCAAGAAGGAUAUCAGAAUGAAUUAAAGAUUGAAAGUGUUGAACGUUCCUUUAUCCUCUCAGCCAGUUCUGCUACAGAAAGGGAUGAAUGGCUUGAGGCAAUUUCCAGGUCAAUAGAAGAAUAUGCCAAGAAAAAAAUCACCUUCUGUCCCACUAAGAGUCUUGAUGAGGCAGACUCAGAAAAUAAAGAGGAAGCUAGUCCCCUUGGAUCUAAGGCUCCCAUUUGGAUUCCUGAUACCAGAGCUACAAUGUGCAUGAUCUGUACAAGUGAAUUCACUCUGACCUGGAGACGCCACCACUGCCGAGCCUGUGGAAAGAUUGUAUGUCAGGCUUGUUCAUCAUAUAAGUAUGGUUUGGAUUACCUGAAAAAUCAACUAGCAAGAGUAUGUGAACAUUGUUUCCAAGAACUGCAGAAAUUAGGUCACCAGCACUCCCCUGGAAUUGGAUCUCUUGGAAACCACAAAUCUCCUUCAAAUGCCUUAUCAUCAGUCUUACUAAGUAUCCCACCAGGGAGGAGACAGAAAAAAAUCCCAGCUGCUCUCAAAGAAGUAUCAGCGAACACAGAAGACUCUUCUAUGAGUGGCUACUUGUACAGAUCAAAGGGCAAUAAAAAAACAUGGAAGCAUUUGUGGUUUGUCAUAAAAAACAAAGUAUUAUAUACCUAUGCUGCAAGUGAGGAUGUGGCAGCUUUGGAGAGUCAACCUUUAUUAGGAUUCACUGUCAGUCAAGUCAAAGGUGAAAACUCAGAAUCUAAAGUAUUUCAGUUGCUGCACAAAAAUAUGCUGUUUUAUGUAUUCAAAGCAGAUGAUGCCCACUCAGCUCAGAAGUGGAUAGAAGCAUUUCAGGAAGGCACAAUAUUGUAGCAGUAUUGGUUUCAUUUCUUCUGUGGUUCCAAGAAUGUGGAAUUCAUCAGAAUGGAGGAAAAUCAAUUCAAAACAUUAAUAAAAAUGAGCACUGUCAAGAUAAAUCCAACUAAACUAUUCAUCAAUUUAAGAAGUUAUUUUUAGAUAUAUGUAGCUGUUUUUUAAAGUUUGUUUUUUCAUGUGUGUUAUUUAUUAAAAUUUUGGUGUUUACUUGAUGGUCAGAAUUAUUUUUGAGGUUCACACUGAAUUAUAAUGGAUUGUUUCUUUAGAGACCAGAAAACUUGCCUUGUACUGUAUGUAUUUGUUACACCGUCCACACUGUUUUCUCUGUCUGACAUUUCCCCUAGUGAUAAAACUUUGUAAGUAAAAAUCACAUGUCAUGGAGCAAACUUCGAUGCAGUGCUUGGUUUAGAAAUCAUGAUUACAUAAGACUGCUGGUAAAAAAAAUUCAUGUCUUUGAAUCAUAACAUUAGAUGAAUUUUUGCUGUCUUUUAG